CAGAGCAUUAACUUCAGCUUUCCUACAACAUGCCACCAAGACAUGGCCGGCUGCUAUCGCCGCAGGCCAGGCAGGAGAAAGAGGAAGAGCUUCGAACUUUUCUGCGUCGCGCUCAGGAGGUCUCUGAAGAACUGAUGAGAUCCUUCUGGAGAUCUUCAUCUUGCACAUCUCAAAAUGAAUGGCAGAGCACGAUCCAUGGUCACCAAUUAACCACAAUGUUUCAGACGCAAUGCGGACUGCCAAUGAUGACCAUGGCUGGAUGACUAUUUCCUGGGUCUGCAGGUGUUGGCGGGUAAUUGUGCUGAAUGCACCGGUGCUGUGGACAAAGAUCCGUGUAACAGACCCGAUAGAUUCAGUCAAGGCAUACCUCGAACGCUCCCAGGAAGCACCGCUUUCCAUCCUUGGCAGACUUCAAUUUCACCGCGAAGACAAGGUCAAGUGCAUAGCUAGCCCCCACACAUGGUCCCUUGGAUGGCGUGGAUAA
Molecule: messenger RNA, 484 nt
Organism: Phanerochaete carnosa HHB-10118-sp
Lineage: Eukaryota; Fungi; Basidiomycota; Agaricomycetes; Polyporales; Phanerochaetaceae
Exons: 2
Coding region: 179-484 (101 amino acids)
Source: RefSeq, a predicted model, not a curated record